Molecule: messenger RNA, 1866 nt
Organism: Phialemonium atrogriseum
Lineage: Eukaryota; Fungi; Ascomycota; Sordariomycetes; Cephalothecales; Cephalothecaceae
Product: serine carboxypeptidase S28-domain-containing protein
Exons: 1
Coding region: 1-1866 (621 amino acids)
Biological process (GO): proteolysis
Molecular function (GO): serine-type exopeptidase activity; dipeptidyl-peptidase activity
Source: RefSeq, a predicted model, not a curated record
AUGAUCAUGAAGCCCGUAUUGCAAUGGGGUGUCGGGUUCGCCUUGUUGUCACAGGCCUGCGCAUUCAAGAACGGCCACCACAUGCUCAAGAGACAGCUUUCCCCCGAUGACGAAUCCCCGCCAGAUGUUCCAGGAUACACCGCGACGAUCCCGGUAGACCAUUUCAAUACGACCGACACGCGGACAUUCGACAACCGCUACUUUGUCAAUGACACUUACUAUAAACCAGGUGGCCCUGUGAUCCUGUAUGACUGGGGAGAGGCUGGAAUCAGCAUGGACACCCUCGCAAUGUUGCUGGCAGAGUGGGAUGGCACCAUCAGUGCGCCGAUGGAGCUGGCAAAGGCUCUCGGUGGUGUUGUCAUUGCUUGGGAGCACCGGUACUACGGCGCCAGCAACCCGGUUCCGCUAAACAUUUCGGAGGGUGAAUUCACCAGCAGCCCUGUCGAAUACGAGGGUAUUCCCCUCGGCGGAUUAGACGACUACCAGUACCUCACGAUAGAGCAGGCCCUGGCGGACGUGGCCUACUUUGCAAAAGAGGUCUUCAACAAGACUAAGCUUGGAUCCGACAACACGGUUCUUGCCGGCACGGAUGCCACCCAGCAUCUUGACCCGUACCACACACCGUGGAUCUGGGUCGGGGGCAGCUAUCCGGGAAACCGCGCCGCCUGGGCUAGGAUUCGCAACCCGGAGGUUGUCUACGCUGCCUGGGCGUCUUCUGCCCCGGUCGAGACUGUCGCUGACGGCUCUGCGUACUUCAACUCCAUCUACCGCGCCCUCCCCAGGAACUGCACCUCUGAUAUUCAGGCCGUCGUCGACCAUAUCGACGAGGUUUUCGACUCCGGUGACGAGAGCAGCAUCCUAGACAUCAAAGUGGCAGUGUACCUGUCGACCCAGGGCGUCGACGGCGACGGGGAAUGGAUUCAGAGCAACGCGGCCGACCUCAGCAACACGAAUGUUGCCACCGGUCUCUUUACUCUGCUGAUGACCAUGGUCCAAAGCUUUGGCAUCACCAGUACCGUUCAGAGGUUCUGCGAUAGCAUGGAGGCGUUCAAUGUCGAUGCUUACCUUGGGAACGCCUCAGCCACAAGUACGGAUCCGGUUGAAAGGUUCAGCACUAACCUGUAUAAUAACGGGGACGGCACUCCCUCCGACUUAGGCAUUGCGGCGUCCAAUAGCGUCGAGAUCGGCCUUGCUGCUUACCUAUACGGACUCAACCAGUACCUCGACAUGUUCAUUUCGGAGAUGAUGGACAAACUUGGUUCCGAGGAGACCUCGGAGUAUGUAUUCGGCGACAUCCAUGCUUGGAAGUGGCAGGUCUUGACCGAGAUUGGCGGAGUCAUGGCUGUGAACGGUAGCUCGCCCCUGCGGCUUGGCAGCAAGCUCCUUAACUACACAUUCUACCAUGAGACAGACAUGACCGGCUACUUCCCUGGUUUCGCCCAGUCCGCCUUCCCAGACACGCCGAACACUACGUAUCCCAAUUCUCUAGGCGGAUGGAACAUGAAGCCGUCUAACGUGAUGUGGACGAAUGGCGAGUUCGACCCCUGGCGGGCUUUCAGCGUGAUGAGCCUGGAUCAGGACCUCGGAGCGCCGAAGCGGAAGAUAACGCAGGAUAUCCCAAAGUGCGGCGAAGCUCCCUCGGGAACAGAUAUAUUUGGCCUCUUGUUCGCCGGCGCCGUGCACGCAGAGGACAUAUCCUUCAGGCCUGGCGACUCGCCGCGGGGAUCUGAGGACGUUGCCAACCCGCCUGUGAAGCAAUCGGCGGAACUCUUCAUCAAGGCAUACCUUGAGUGGUUGCCGUGCUUCAAGGCAAGCAGGACAGGAGAGAAGGGCAGCGGACGUUGUGGAACCGGAAGUGGUAAUUAG